This is a messenger RNA of Sinocyclocheilus rhinocerous, 780 nucleotides long. Its product is annotated as peptidyl-prolyl cis-trans isomerase NIMA-interacting 4-like. The transcript is spliced from 3 exons. Lineage: Eukaryota; Metazoa; Chordata; Actinopteri; Cypriniformes; Cyprinidae. Bases 269 to 559 code for a protein of 96 amino acids. Gene Ontology annotation, molecular function: peptidyl-prolyl cis-trans isomerase activity; DNA binding. Gene Ontology annotation, biological process: rRNA processing. The record is from RefSeq and is a predicted model, not a curated record.
AUGUACUCAUGCGCGUCCUUUUAACUCAUAUAUGCGCAAAGUUAAAGAUAGUUUUAGAUAGUUUCUUUGCAUCGGUUAAAUAGUUGCAUUUGCGUGCGUCGUUUAGCACACAACACAGACUUAAAUAACGUAUACUGUGAAACUGUAGGCUAAAAAAAAGCUGCUGUGUAAUUUUCAUUCUAACCGCGUGGGAAUCUGUUACUAGCUCUUCUGUGCUAGCUGAGGUGUAACGUUAAGUGGAAACACAUCUGACACGAGGAGAUAGAAAAUGCCACCAAAAGGAAAGGGUGGCAAAGGCGCUAAAGGGGCUGCUGCUUCAGGCAGUGGGGACAGUGAUAAGAAGGAGAAGGCUCAGAAAGGUGGUACAGCUGUAAAGUUUAAAGCUUUGAUUUGCAUACAGGGUGACCUUGGCUGGAUGACAAGAGGAUCAAUGGUGGGACCAUUUCAGGAUGCAGCAUUUGCACUACCCAUCAGCACUAUGGACAAACCUGUAUACACCGAUCCUCCUGUGAAAACGAAGUUUGGUUACCACAUCAUCAUGGUUGAAGGCAAAAAGUAAAUGGACUGAACAGCUUUUGCAUUUGAUUAAUCUACAACACAGCAUUUUGCAGUCAUGGAAUAUUUGAUUUUUUUUAAUAUGACCAUGUGAAUAGCAGCCAAUAAAAUUGAUCUUAAUGAGCAAACUGUUUUGAUUAAUGUUUUUUUCCCCCACAAAUUUUGUUGUAGCAUCAUAUUUCCAAUAAGUCUUACUGAUGCUGUACUGCAUAAGUAUAUUUUUUU